AUGGCAACAGGAGAUACCAACGAUGACAACAACAACAACGGCGGAUUCACCUUUGGUUCAGAGCCCUUUGCUUGGGCUCUCAUCCCCUUAUUCGUCGUUCUAGUCCUCGGUUUGGCCGCGACCGUCAUCCAAGUCAGACGUCGUCGUCGCCGCCGUGGAAACCAAUGGCCUGGCUCAGGCCCUCAAGCACCAGCAUCGGGAGGACUUCGUGGUGGCAGAACAUCAAAUCGACGAACGCCAUGGCAUGGUACCAGGUCCCAAGAAGGACUGAAUGAACUGGGACAGGCACCACCACCGUAUGAUGGCAAGAAGGAAACGCAGGAUCCAUUGGAAUUGAGAGACCUUGAAGCUGGUAAUAGUCCGCCUGGGUAUCCUGAUGAGCCACCCCCGGCUCUUGUGUCGGAUGGUCGGCGGUCUUGA
Fusarium coffeatum is the source of this 420-nucleotide messenger RNA. RefSeq lists its product as uncharacterized. Lineage: Eukaryota; Fungi; Ascomycota; Sordariomycetes; Hypocreales; Nectriaceae. Bases 1 to 420 code for a protein of 139 amino acids. The transcript has a single exon. The record is from RefSeq and is a predicted model, not a curated record.